CCGGCCGGCCCUCAGGGAGGCGGACCCCGCGGCCCGCACCUUGCCCGCGGUCGGGCUGGACUGGGCGGUGUCAGCGGAGGCCCUCGUCAGGCGCGUCCGCCGCGCGACACCCGGGCAGCUGCGGCGCCGACGAGAGCGGCAGCGGGGAGGUCCGCCAUGGAGACCCGCUAUAACCUGAAGAGCCCGGCUGUUAAACGAUUGAUGAAAGAAGCCGCAGAAUUGAAAGAUCCAACAGAUCAUUACCACGCUCAGCCUCUGGAGGAUAACCUUUUUGAAUGGCACUUCACAGUUAGAGGGCCCCCAGAUUCCGAUUUUGAUGGAGGAGUUUAUCAUGGACGCAUAGUUCUGCCACCAGAGUACCCCAUGAAACCACCCAGCAUUAUUCUGCUGACGGCUAAUGGACGAUUUGAAGUGGGCAAGAAGAUCUGUUUAAGCAUCUCAGGACAUCAUCCUGAGACCUGGCAGCCUUCAUGGAGCAUAAGGACAGCCCUGCUGGCCAUCAUUGGGUUUAUGCCAACUAAAGGAGAGGGAGCCAUCGGUUCUCUAGACUACACACCCGAGGAGAGAAGAGCACUUGCCAAAAAAUCACAAGACUUCUGUUGUGAGGGCUGUGGCUCUGCCAUGAAGGAUGUCCUGUUGCCUUUAAAAUCUGGAAUCGAUUCAAGCCAGGCUGACCAAGAAGCCAAAGAACUGGCUAGACAAAUUAGUUUUAAGGCCGAAGUCAAUUCAUCUGGAAAGACUAUCGCUGAAUCAGACUUAAACCAGUCUUUCUCACUAAAUGAUUCACAAGACGAUUUACCUACAACAUUCCAGGGUGCUGCAGCAAGCACAUCGUAUGGCGCCCAGAAUCCAUCAGGAGCACCCUUGCCACAACCUACCCAGCCAGCUCCUAAGAAUACCUCCAUGAGCCCUCGGCAACGUAGAGCCCAGCAACAGAGUCAGAGAAGGUCGUCUGCUUCCCCCGAUGUACUCCAAGGCCAGCCACCAAGAGCCAACCACACGGAGCACGGCGGGUCAGCCAUGCUGAUCAUCAUUCUGACUUUAGCACUGGCAGCUCUCAUCUUCCGACGGAUAUAUCUGGCCAAUGAGUACAUAUUUGACUUUGAGUUAUAAUGCUGGUCUAUGACUUCAGAGCUGUGACUCAGUUGCGUCAUUAAACAUUCUGCAUUGGGUAUAACCUAAGGAUUGUUUACAAAAGAUUAUUUUGUAUUUACCCUUCGUUACUUUUUUUAUUGUUAUAAAUUCAUUGUGCUAUAAGUAGACAUUAGGCUGUGGCCCAGCAGUGUGUCCUGCUUCGGUUAAGGGACGGAAGCCAUAGUCCUUGUCUUACUAUUUAAUCUACUUCACAGACAAGUAACUUACUGCGGUUGCUCACACCCACGCUGCUUUUCCACAGAGCGCAGUGCUUUUCUGUGUAUCCUUUGGCAUUCUCAGCUAAGAACGUGUUUCCAUUGAGUAUUACGGCUCUUCAGUACCGCCUGUGAGUCCUUCUCUAGUUAGACGGUGAGGGAGAAGAUGGCGGUGGGGCACACUGCUCCUGUCUUCUUGAGCUGUGUCGUUCAUAGGAGAGACAUGGACGGGGAUUGCCCACUCUGUCAUCUUUGUACUGGAAACUGUGUGCAGUGAGAAUAACUUCAUUUCAGACAUUUAUGAAGAUCUUUGUUAUAUUCUGUUUGGGAUUUUACUUGAAGAGGAGAGACUCUGCAGCCACCUUGGUAUGCACCGUGCCCAAUAUGGACACAAAUGAAAGAAAACAGGCUUCCACAGCCUUCUCAGGCCAGGGUCCAAGCCAAGCAGUUGUUUGAUUUUUCCUUCACAAGUAGGUGAGGAGGUCACCAAGUUUGAAUCUUUACUUUGAUCUGACAUGGUUUGAAUUUUAUGCCCAGCUCUGUAAUCACUCUAGCUUUUCAGUAUUCCAGAGAUAUGCUUAGUAUUCAAAUUUUAAUAGGAAACUCCGGGCCCAAGGGACAGCGAUGGAUUAACCACAAAUAAACCUUUAUUUAGAACUGUUCACUGGCCUAAGAAAUAUUUAAUGAAGAAUCCAUCUACCCUUAGUGCCAGCAAGUGCCCCAGAUGCUGACCUGUGCUCUUGUCAUCACAGUGCCUAGUGAGACCGCUCAGGACAAGGUUGCCUUCGCAUGCUCCUUCAGCAACCUCGAGGCACUUCCGAGGGCCCUGCAUUGCUGACCUGACUGUCCCCGGCUUUUAAAUAUAUCAUGCUCUCGAAGCCCAUUUGGAAGUUUGUUUUUGUUUUUGUUUUUUUUUUAAGGAGAACUGAAUAUAAGUGGUAUUUGGGUUCAGUCCACAACUGUUAGCUCAUGCAUCUUUUAGGUAUGUGUGGGAGGGUAGUUGUAAAGUCCUCAUGUGGUUUUAACUAAAUAUAAUUAUCGGCAAGAUAAAACAGCUCGCAAAAUCACUUUAAAAGUGAGCCUGGUUCUCAUUCCUGUCCUGUGAGGUUGGGAUCUGUUGCCACUGAAGAUAAUUCCCCUUUGUGUUUGGUAACUGGGUUUUGUUGUUACUGUUGUUAUCUCAACACCAGAAGUUUUAAAAGGGACCGAAUGCUAUAUAUAAUAUAAUCUUCCAGUUUAAUAGAGUAGAUUUUUAUUGUUAUUUAAGGAUUGUUUAUAGAUGAGGUUGACAAAAAUCUAAAAAGCCCAAGGACUUUGUGAAGACUUCAUGUAAGGAAGACUAUAGAUUACCAUUUUAAAAAUAAUGUUCUUGCCAUGAAAAAGCAUAUUCUUAGUUUAUAAUAUGAAAAACUGUGGUUCCGUGAUCUAGUAAGAAGUCAGUAACGCCGUGGGAAGCCUGGGUGGCCUUCCCACGUAGGAGAAGAACCCUGGGCUGUCGCCCUGGGCUGAGACAGCUCAUACGCUAGAGCCGUCCCCCUCCAGUCAUCCCCCUCCAGCCAGGCCUGGCUAGUGUUUGGAGGGAGCUCUGCGGCCUUGCUGUGCUUCUGUGGUCACCUGUGCUGGGUGUGGAGGGACAUCUCAUCCACUCCCUCACUGUCGCUAACUGGCUACCUCCUUAUGCGUGUUGGCAAUUUUUAGCAUCUGAUACAUACAUCAAAGUGGUACGUUUUGUUUUUACCCCUGAUCCGCUAUCUAAAAAUUUUCCUCCAACCCCCACCUUGGGGUUAGUGGACUCAAUUGAAGGCCUCUGUUGUCAAAGCCUCAGUUUAACCCCCCAGAUCUGGCAUAAGGCACAAACCAUGUAGAAGCUGGUAGGUAGGUCUUAAAUUCUUGUCUCCCCAGUUCUCAGAUUCAAAACUCAAGGCUUUUUCACUGACCAGCAUAUCAUAUGACUACACAUCAAAUUAGUCAAAAUAGCAUGCUUGAAAAAAUAUGCCUGUUUUGCUUGUAGCAGUCUAGCCCGCGGGAGCCUUCCAGAUCUGUAUGUGGGUGGGGCUCUGAUGUAGCACUUUACGUUUUCUUGCUGCUGCUGUUGGUUUAUUCUACUGAAAUAAAUGAUUUCAUCAAGCUUCUCAGUGAA
This is a messenger RNA of Rattus rattus (black rat), 3489 nucleotides long. It is a transcript of the gene Ube2j1, whose product is annotated as ubiquitin conjugating enzyme E2 J1. NCBI's taxonomy places the organism in Eukaryota, Metazoa, Chordata, Mammalia, Rodentia, Muridae. The transcript has 8 exons. Bases 157 to 1113 code for a protein of 318 amino acids. The record is from RefSeq and is a predicted model, not a curated record.